Messenger RNA from Gongylonema pulchrum, 570 nucleotides. The record is from the annotation of a GenBank genome assembly. NCBI's taxonomy places the organism in Eukaryota, Metazoa, Nematoda, Chromadorea, Rhabditida, Gongylonematidae.
UUGCCAUUUGCAGCGCCAUCACAGCCGAUCGAUGUUCCGAAUGCAAGAAAAGAAUCGAGUACAAUUGUCGUAACAUCGAUUGCACCACCAUCCGUAACUCCGGUUCAUGGUACACCCUAUUCAACAAGUAUUUCUCCAGUGACCAAUAACGACAACGAUUCGAAGGCACAAAUUUCUACACCAGAAAGUCCAGGCACUGCACCUUUUGCUUUCAAUCUGUUAGCAUUUCAGGUUGGCGGUGUUCCUGUAGCGGGUGCAGGUGAUUUUGUACCAAGUGCGCGCGAAAAUUCGCCCGGUUUGCCACCCAUCGCCUCAGCUCCGGCUCUUCAGAAAGUUCCGGCAACAAUGGCAGCCAGCACGACAACAGUAACAUCCAAUCAUGUCUAUGUUGUGGCCUCUGCCACUGCGCCUAACUUAAAACAGCCCGAGGAUGCCACGGAUUCGAAUCUUGCCACGGCACACCCACCAACAGAAGGUUUACCCUCCGAGAAAACAGGCUUAGCACUCAAUGUUAAUGAAAACGAGGAAACCUAUACAAAAAAACUUGGCUUCUGGUAUGGCAAAGGAUAG